CUGCAUUGCUUUGUUGAAGACAGGAUGAGGUUCACAAUUUUCUUUGCUGGACUUCUUGGAGUCUUCCUAUCCCCUGCCUUUGCUAAUUACCAUAUCAACAUCGAUGGUGACAACAACCGUGGUGGAACUGGGCAGCAGUCAGUGAGUGUCAACAAAGGCCAUAACGUGGUCAACAUUGACCAUGACAACGGAUGGAACUCCUGGAACAGCAUCUGGGAUUAUGAAACUGGCUACGCAGCAACCAGACUCUUUGCCAAAAAGGCAUGCAUCGUGCAUAGAAUGAACAAGGAGGUCAUGCCCUCCAUCCAAGCCCUUGAUACACUAGUCAAGGAAAACAAGCUUCAGGGCAAGGGACCAGGGGGGCCACCUCCCAAGGGCCUGAUGUACUCAAUCAACCCAACCCAAGUCAGUGACCUGAACACAUUUGGAAAAUCCAUUGUUGGGAUGUGCAAGGGUGUUCCAACAUACACGGCUGAGGAGAGUCCAGGGGCAAGCCUGUUUUUUAACUCAAAAAUGUGCCUGAGUGUUGAUGUAUUCUGGAUUCUGAAUAUUUCCAUCUGUGGAGAAGUGCAGGAGAGCUAA
This is a messenger RNA of Choloepus didactylus (southern two-toed sloth), 582 nucleotides long. RefSeq names its product gastrokine-1-like. The record is from RefSeq and is a predicted model, not a curated record. The coding region runs from base 25 to 582 and encodes 185 amino acids. The transcript is spliced from 6 exons. Lineage: Eukaryota; Metazoa; Chordata; Mammalia; Pilosa; Megalonychidae. Gene Ontology annotation, biological process: regulation of cell population proliferation.